GGUUAAAAAGUAAGAGAAUGACUGGAAGUUGGACUGGGUCAGAAGUGAACCUGUAAAACUGUACUUUGUCCCCACCGGUGUUAAAAAGGUAGUGGAAGAAGAAGAAGAAUGAGAAGAAGAAGAAGAAGAAAGAAAGAAGAGAGGUCCAUAUUCAAAGCAAGGAAAAGGACAACCUACAUUGUGCUACACGCACACGUUUCGAAUAGCCAUUAGUCCAAUCACCAACAAAAAUCUGACCCUCCACGUGGACCAAAUCAAGACCACCAAUCCUCUCCGUCCAUUAUUAAUUCCUUCCAAGUGUUCCAACUGUACGACCCUUCAUUUACAUAAUUACAUUGGCUUUGGCUCAUCCUCGACCUCGAGCUGCCAUGCUAUAGUCGAGUCGGAGUCGGACCUACCUCCCCCGAGCAUGGUGUGUGAAUUGAAAGAGAGGGGCCACCACUCACGAGAAUCACCCGUGGCCCAGACAUUUUCCUAUGAAAGAAAAAGUGUGCUGAAUUUGUACUAUGUUCAUGUUUUAAUUGGUUGUUUCUCGUUUUUUCCGAAAUGUUUUAUUAUAAUUUUGUUUUAUUAUAAAUUUUAAUUGGGUUUUCGUCGUCGUCAUCUCCUCCAUGAGUGUGAGCCAAAAUAAAAUAUAUAUAAAAAAAAAUUAAAAAGCUGGGGCCAUAUACCGAACUUGAAGGAAAAAAAUAAAAAUGUAGUAGAUACCUGUGGUCCUCAGUCAUCACUUACUCUCACUUUCUUUCUUUUUCCUACUUUAUAUUCUUCUCUCACCUACGGUUCCACCACAUCCCAACUCAUGAAAAUCUCUAUUUUUUAAAAAAUAAAUAAAUUUCCACUGUGCUUAUUUAUUUAGUGUUCUGUUCUGUUAGCCUUGACUUUUGUUGGGUCUUUAAUGGAAUUGGGUAAAAUUGAGAGGAACAAGAGGAUGACGGUGAGUGGGAAAGAGAAGAUGGUGGUGAAGAGAGAGGAUGAAGAUGAAGAUGAGAGUUCUGAGCAAGAGGAUAAGAGAAAGAAAGGGCUUUUGGUUUUGGGUGUUGGUGUUGGUUCUGGGAAAAAAGGCUCGAGUGGUGCUGGAAUGAGGUGUUGUCAGGCUGAGAAGUGUUCGGCUGAUUUGAGUGAUGCUAAACAGUACCAUAGAAGGCAUAAGGUCUGUGAGAUUCAUGCUAAGGCUCAAGUUGUGCUUGUCAGCGGUAUUAGGCAAAGGUUUUGCCAGCAAUGUAGCAGAUUUCAUGAGCUGUCAGAAUUUGAUGAAACGAGACGAAGUUGUCGCAGGCGCUUGGCUGGACACAAUGAGCGGCGAAGAAAGAGCUCAGGUGAGUCUCAUCAAGAAAGCUCAAGCAGGAAAGGUACAGCCACUCAGCUGAAAGAUAUGGUUUGUGGACAGAUUGAUGAGAGGGGAAGAAUUCAGAUAUCAGUCCAAGAAAACAACAGUUACAAGCAUUUCCAAAUCAGGUAGUGAUGAGAUGACUAUUGAUUAACAUCAAUAUCAUCUAAUCUCAUUAUCUGAUCUCAAAACAUGCUCUCUCUCUUCUGUCAUCCUACAGAUGUAAUGGCAUAUAUAUUUUCCUAUUCAAAAUUCUGAACUUGGUCAGCCAUUGAACCACAAUGGUCAUAGGUAUUAAUUAUCUUGUUCAGGUGGUCUAUCCAUUUAGUUAUAGAGUAUAAAAUUCAGUUCUCUUACUUGAUAUUAGAGAAUGAGGUGGUUGCAUAGCUCGAAUAAGGUGAAAAUCUUGUUAGAAUCAGUAAGUAUAAUGUAGUAGUACCUUGUUAUGUUUUAUUCUAAUAUUAAUUUAUCAGGUUGGAUUGAUGUUGAAGUCAUAUG
Messenger RNA from Cannabis sativa, 1825 nucleotides. RefSeq names its product squamosa promoter-binding protein 1. Bases 896 to 1459 code for a protein of 187 amino acids. Lineage: Eukaryota; Viridiplantae; Streptophyta; Magnoliopsida; Rosales; Cannabaceae. The transcript has 2 exons. Gene Ontology annotation, cellular component: nucleus. Gene Ontology annotation, molecular function: DNA binding. The record is from RefSeq and is a predicted model, not a curated record.